AUGGACACACCACCAGAUUUGUCAAGUCCUACAAAAAAUUCUCAACCUCAAGAACUAAAACAACCACAAAAAAAAAAUUUAUCAAAUUCCCAUCACUCACAACAAAAAGCCUCAAAAAUUUCUACCUCUGAACAUGUGGACAGAAAAUAUACUCCCAAACUAAAGUUCACUAAUUUUUCUGCUCAACCGUCAAUUCAAGAACCAGAAGGAUAUAGAACUUUGGUAAUACACCCUGGCUCAAGAAAUUUGAGAAUUGGUCGUGCCUCUAAUGCUUUCCCACAAGUUAUACCACACGUUAUUGCCAGAAGAUUUUGGAAUGUUUCGUCAAAACCAAAAAAUGAAGAUGGUGUCGAUCAUAAUGAAUCAAUUAAACAAGAGGAAACGAUUAACGUAUAUUUAGGUAAAAAAGAUUCAGAAGAUAAGAAUAAUCACCAUAAUGAAACCAAUAUGGAUAUGGAUGAUGAUAGAUCCGAAUCUCAUGAAUCAGGAAUGAAAGCGGCAAAAAGACGUCCUGUUGCUAAUGCACAAUCACAAGUUCAUUCAUUUAAUAAAUCAGCACAUUCUGAAAUUAUAGCAGACCAUAAUGAUCCUUACAGGGUAGAGUGGACAGAUGUAGAUGAUGGUUCAACAUAUUAUAUUGGAGAAAAGGCUCUUCGUAUACCUGAUACUGAAACUGAUAUUAAAUUAUUUUAUCCAAUACAAAAUGGAGAACUUAAUACAAAAGAUUAUGAUUCAGUGAAAGCAGUUGUUGGUGACUUGGAAAAAAUAUGGACAAUAAUACUUGUUAUUCCUGAUUUGUGUAAUCGAACUUAUAUGUUGGAAUUGGUAACAAUGUUACUUCUAUAUAUGAAUUUUAGACGUAUUUUUGUUGCACAGGAAGCUGUUUGUGUGAGUUUUGGAGCUGGAAUUUCUUGUUCAUGUGUGGUUGAUAUAGGUUCUCAAACAACUACAGUUUCAUGUGUAGAAGAUGGAAUGUGUAUUAAUGACUCAAGAUUAAGUUUACAUUACGGUGGCGAUGACAUUACAACAUUUUUCAUUAAACUUUUAAAAAAAAAUAAAUUCCCUUAUCAAGAGAUGAAUUUAAACUGUGUGUAUGAUUGGCUAUUGGCAGAAGAAAUUAAGGAAAAAUUUUGUACACUUGAUGAGGCAAAUUUGGGUAUUCAAUUAAACGAAUUCUUUGUUAGAGCAUCCAAUAAACACACACUCUUGUAUAAAUCAAAGAUUUAUGACGAUGCUAUCAUUGCACCAAUGUUACUUUUUUAUCCAAAUUUAAUAAAUUUUCAUAAAAAAUUAAGCGAAUUUUCGCCAAAAUUUGUUUUAAAUAUGAUAGAUGAUAUUACAGAAGGAUCGUUGAAUUCCAAUAAUAUGGUUGUCGCACAAGUAUCGCUUACUCAAAAACCAAAGAUUCCUGUUUCAUCAUCACAAGCAUCUCAAUUUAAAAGUUCAUUUCCUUCUCCAUCGCCACAGUCUCGUGAUAGUCCUGGUUCAACAACUCCUCUUCAAAUCGAGAAUCCUGUGCCAUCAACUCCAUCCAAUAACAACGUCACUUCUGCCAUCAAUACUACGGAACAAGAAUCCCCAAGUUUAAUGACAUCUCUGACAAGCAUUCAUGAUGCUCUUCUUGUUGAUCCAUCAUCAACUCUUCCACUUGACGAUGCAAUAAUUCAAAGUAUUAAUGCAACGUCUACAGAUGAAAGAGUUAAAAGGUUUUACCCUAAUAUAAUUUUGGUUGGUGGUAGUAGUCUUAUUCCGGGCUUAAGCAAAAUGUUGGAAGAAAGAUUAAGAGCUCGAAAUAUACAAAACUCUGAUAAAUUUACAAUACUUGCAUCACCAAGGGAAUUAGAUCCAAGAUUGUUAGCAUGGAAAGGUGGAUUUGUUUUGAGUAAAUUAGAUAUCAUAAAUGAAUUUUGGAUUGGAUCUAAAGAAUGGGCAGAAUUGGGUGUCAGAUCACUUAGAGCAAAGGCAUUUUUUAUCAUGUAA
Molecule: messenger RNA, 1980 nt
Organism: Entrophospora candida
Lineage: Eukaryota; Fungi; Glomeromycota; Glomeromycetes; Entrophosporales; Entrophosporaceae
Source: the annotation of a GenBank genome assembly